AUGGCACUCUCAGUUUUUUUGGAUUCAGAGGAGUUGGAAUAUGGUGAUUUCUUGCCCCGAACAAUAGAAGCAGCAAUGGCCAGCGCUUUGCUUAAUAUUGCUAUUUUUUCCAAGAGCUAUGCAGAAUCCCCCUGGUGCUUGGCAGAGCUGAAAUUUAUGCUUAAAUCUGGCGUUCCAAUUAUUCCCAUCUUCUACCAUGUAGAGCCUACUGAUCUCAGAUGGGUAGAUCAAGGCAAAGGAAUGUAUGCUAAGGCGUUUGAGGAACAUGAACGCAAGAGCAGAUACGGCCUAGAAAAACUUCAGGAGUGGAAGGAUGCACUCCAUACCGUCUCAUUUUACUCUGGUGAAAUCAUAAGAAAUAAACACGAUGAGUUGAGACUGCUGAAAAAUAUUGUAAAUCGUGUUUUGAAAGAAAAACACAAUGUGCCAUUGACGGUUGCAAAACAUCCUGUCGGGCUGAAAGAAAUAGUGCAAGACUUUGAGCUGACCACACUCCAAUCUGCCAGAGGUGAUAAGGAUGUACAAAUUGUGGGAAUCUGGGGAAUGGGUGGUUCUGGCAAAACCACGCUUGCCAAAGAGUUAUACAACAGAACAUUAUCAUCCAUGUACAGAUGCAGUUUUAUUUUUGAUGUUAGAGAUAGUGCAGCCAGUGGUCUAUUGUAUAAAAAGCAGAUUCAACUCCUCAAAGACCUUGGUGUCCAAAAUGAAACAUUUGACAAUAUAGAGGAAGGUAAGGAAACUCUUACUAGACAUUUGAGAUCUAUUAGGGUGCUCGUUGUUUUUGAUGACGUGGAUCACAAUGAUCAAUUGGAUGCUCUUUUGCCUGUAAAAGAAAGUCUUGGAGGGGGUAGUCUCAUUAUUGUUACAACACGAGAGCGUGAAGUUCUUAGAUCUUGGGGUAUAUUCUCUAUAUAUAAAAUGAAAGCACUUGAUUCAUCUUUUGGAAAGCAGAUUUUUUGUUGGCAUGCUUUCUUACAAUCUUAUCCUCCAAAUGGAUUUGAUGAGCUUGUUAAAGAGUUUGUAAAGGUUUGCAAUGGAUUACCCUUGUCUCUUAAGAAAACAAAUGUCAUUCGAGGGAUAAUGGCAGAGCGAGUGGGAGAGUUCAGGCAUUAUCAGGAUGAACCCAUUGAUAAUACAUAUGAAGGAAUUUUAUCACUUGCACCCUCUUUAGUUGGACUAAAGAUUUUUGUUAUUAGAGGUGGUCAUUGUAAUCAGGUAAUUGGUGAGAUAUCAAAAGAGCUGGUCUGGCUUCGCUGGUUUGAAAUUGGGCAGAGAAAUCUCCCCUCACAACUUUCAUUGAAAAAUUUGAGGGUUUUAGAACUCUAUGAACCUUGGGAGGAGAAGGAACAUCACUUAGAAGAGCUGUGGGAGGCUGACAACAAUGCGCCUGUGCAGUUAAGAGAGUUGAUCAUUUCUAAUUGCUACAAAUUCCAAAGGUUUCCAAACUCAAUAAGAUGUCUCAAGAAAUUGAAAAGGAUUGUACUUGAAGGAGAUAAUAAUAUUUUGGCUCUGCCAGAAGAAUUUUGUUAUCUUCGAUCACUGGAGCACUUGCAAUUAUUUUGCCCUGACUUGUUUUCUCUGCCCAUCAGUUUCGGCGCUUUGAGAAAUCUGCAGUAUCUAGAUAUGUUCGGUUGCCAAAAAUUAACAGGCUUACCAGUUUCUUUUAGGAAGCUUAUGCUCUUGCAACAUCUCAACUUAGGUUUUUGUCAUCAGCUAAUGCUUACGUCAGAGGAUUUCCAACACAUCACAAAGCUGGAGUUUUUGAGACUUUCUAACUGCAAACAAGUGGAAGAGUUGCCUCGCCACAUAGCAGACCAGGCGUCCUUGACAGAACUGUAUUUGGAUGGUAUAGAGAGCUUAAGGGAACUACCAGUUAACAUCGGCCAACUCAGCAGGCUGCGAAAGAUGGAGAUAGGGAAUUCUCUUAAAGAUUCAUCUUCCUUGACUCAUCUGUCCAUUGCUUAUUGUCACAAGUUGAAACGCUUACCACCAUCUCUUGAAGGUUUGUCUUCCUUGACUCAUCUUACAAUUCAUAAUUGUCCUAUACUAGAAUGGUUGCCGCUAUCUCUUGCAAAUAUGUCUUCCUUGACUCAUCUUACCAUUACUCAUUGUGACAACCUGAAAUAUUUGCCAACCGUGUGGCAUCUUAUUCACUUAGAGCAUUUAACAAUAACUCAGUGCCCAAUUAGUCAAGUAGGUUUUUGGGGAUUGAACAACCUGAAGACAAUGGAACUAGUGUCCACAGAAGUGCGCAAGAUUUCGACUUCUGAAGACCGUUGUCCCCGCCUUGAGCGAUUGCGAGUUUCCUGUAAUGAUGAAUUAAAGGAGAUCGAAGCACUGCCAGCAAACCUUGAAUGGCUGAUGAUAUUUUUCUGUGAAGAGUUGGAUAAGCUUCCUAGCUUUGCAAAUUUGACUUCUCUCAGAGAACUUCAACUUGGACAUUUUGGCCGAGUUGAGAAUAUUGAAGGUUUACAAUAUUGCAGAAGAUUGGAAAUAUUGAAAGCACAAAAUUUGGAGAUGCUCCGAAUAGAAAGUUUGGAGCGCAUGGAAAAUUUGAGGACGCUGGAACUCAGAUCAAACGGGGGAUCAGAUAUUGAACGCUGCAUUCAAACGAUACAGAAGUGGCCAGAUGAAAUCAUGAUAUGUACGCGGGCAGUCCCUGAUGCGGCCUCCCUUGUAAACUCCAUACUCUCCUCGAAUCUCAAUGUGGUUGACUCCAUUUCUAACCAGAAACUUGAUUCCAAUCCAGAACUUGUGCAGAGGAGUUUCUCCAAUGGCGAUGCCCUUAUUCUCUGUUUUGUUAUAAAUUGUGUUUCUUUAAAACAAAUCUCCAUAUGUUGUAAUGGCUGGGAGAUACGUUCAACGUGGCUGUACCAGGGCAAAUGGGUAUGGAUAGUUUUCUGCACACAACGUUCCAAUAAAUGGGCAUGGCUCACUGCAGAGAAGAUCACAAUAGGAACACGUCAUGAGGCAGAGUACGCAGGAGAGGACAAAGAAGGAGACACUACAGAGGAGUUCUCAGUACCAUCUGAGUUCUCGAUAGAACAGUACGAAGAAGACAACAUUACAGAGGACUUCCCAACGACAGCCGAGUUCUCGACAAGAGAUCAGGGCGACGAAGACGGCGAAGAAGAGGAAACUGAAGAGGAGCUGUCGACAAGAGAAGACGACAGUGCAGAGGAGGGCGAAGAAGAGGAGAUGUCGACAAGAGAAGAGGACAGUGCAGAGGAGGGCGAAGAAGAGGAUAGUACAGAUGAGUUGACGAUGACAGAUGAGGACAGUGCAGAGGACACAGAAGAGGACAAAGGAGAGUGCAAAGAAGUGGAGAAAGGUUUACUCUUAAGAGGGGAAGAGCAGAGACUAGCUGAGGCUUUUCACAGCUUAUUGCCACUUUUACUGCCUAAAUAUUAG
Messenger RNA from Cryptomeria japonica (Japanese cedar), 3411 nucleotides. RefSeq names its product disease resistance protein RPV1-like. The coding region runs from base 1 to 3411 and encodes 1136 amino acids. The record is from RefSeq and is a predicted model, not a curated record. Gene Ontology annotation, biological process: defense response; signal transduction. Gene Ontology annotation, molecular function: ADP binding. NCBI's taxonomy places the organism in Eukaryota, Viridiplantae, Streptophyta, Pinopsida, Cupressales, Cupressaceae. The transcript has 7 exons.